This is a messenger RNA of Neoarius graeffei (lesser salmon catfish), 7826 nucleotides long. Its product is annotated as general transcription factor II-I repeat domain-containing protein 2-like. Lineage: Eukaryota; Metazoa; Chordata; Actinopteri; Siluriformes; Ariidae. The transcript is spliced from 2 exons. Bases 5144 to 6553 code for a protein of 469 amino acids. The record is from RefSeq and is a predicted model, not a curated record. Gene Ontology annotation, molecular function: protein dimerization activity.
ACAAUAAAAUAUAAAUGUGAACAAACAAAAAUAUAAUGUUAGCAAAAUAUUAAUAAUCUUUAAAUUAAUUUCACCUUAAAAUGCACCAGAAUGCACGAAUAUGAAUUGAAAAAUCAAAAUUUCCCAGGGGAGGGCCCCCGGACCCCCCUCUUUGUGCAAGCACCUAUGGUGCUUGCAGCGGCUGCUGGGCUCACGCUAGCCACUCGCAUGUCCGCAAAUUGCGAAGUUUUAUUCCAAUUUGCGAAAAGAAAAUCAUCUGUAUUCGCAUUUUAUGCGAAAGUCAUUUAAAGUUUAAGCAAAAUCCAUCAAACAAUUGCGAUUUCUCAAGAUAAACAGUACCUUUCAGGGCCUGAAUUAGGGCGCGGGAUUGCGGGUAUUGCGCAUAUUUUUUUAAUUCCCGCACCUUUAACGAUUCUAAUGCGAGAGAUUCCCGCACACAUUACUGCAUUGCCUGACAACGUCAAUCUAAUAAUGGAUCAGUGUGAAUGCGCGACUACCUUCUGUUCUCAAGGUUACUUGAAUUUAACCCUCCUUUUACUGACUGACCCCCCUCUCCCCCCGUAGCCUACUCAGAAAAAAAAAACAGCAGACACAGACAGUUCACACACACACAGAUACAGCGCGCGCACUCUUCCUCUCUCGGACUUUCACUGUAAAACACAUGGACCGCUGGCUAAAACGUACAAGUGCAGUGGCAGAAGUUUCCCCUGCUAAGAGGAAAACUCCUGAAUCCGAUGGUGGUAGCAGUGUGAGUGAUACCAUUGAGAAUACUGCUGAGAAUACACAGGACGAGACAGCUAACAUUAACGUCGACGUUGCAAAGGGGAUUAGAUCAGAGCAUGGCUAUAAGAAAAAAGUAUUUACAAGGAAAAGCAAAGGACACUGAUGCUGACAAAAGGGAUGACCACUAGGAGAAAGAGUAGGAAAGACUACAUAUGUACAAGAAUCCUGCACUCAGCAAAGAUGAAUUGUUCAGUGUUGAGAACAAUUUGAUUUUUUUUAAAUUAAAGAUGGCAUAUGACACAGGAGACAGGGCUAUAUGGUAUAAGAGAAUCCUGAAAAGUCAACAAAGACUGUUGUCAUGUUAACAUUCUAUAUGUGGACUGAAACAAAGUUUGUAAAUUCAUUCAGUGUUUAGAACAGUUUGAUAGUGUUUUCUUAUUUUAAUUGUAGACAUUAAACAGAGGACAGGGAUGAUCAGAUCAGACAUGAGAAUAGAAAAAUGAUAUAAAAGUUGAUAAAAAAGAUAUAAAAAUGUUAUAAAAGGAAAAAGCAAAGGUCACUGGUUUAAAGAGAUGGCCACUAAAAGAAGAGACACAAACAUAGUUAAGAGAAUCCUGAAAAGUCAGCAGACUGGUUUAAGUUAGACUUGUGUCAAUAAAUUCGUUGAGUGCUAUUAAGAACAGACUGAUUUUUUUCUUUUUUUUAUAAUUAAACGAAGCAGUGACACUUAAAGAAUACUGCAUGAAGAUGAGGAAGAAGCAGCUGUGUAAAGCAACACUAAGGAGGUUGUAAAAUUAGCUUAACUACUGUAAAAGGCACACAACCUUCCAAACUCUUCCUAGAGCCUUACUCACACUGCUAGAAAAAGGCUAUUGGUGUUUGAUGGCAUAACAGUCAGUCAGCAAUGUCAUGCUGUAAAGGAUCUCUUUCAUUUUGUGGUGGUUUUCUACCCUCCACCCAAAACUGAACAGUCCAUAUCUUAGACGGCUGGUGGGAAUAAUACUUGCAUUUAUCCACCCUUUGUCUGACAAUGCUAUCCAAAUUUGGAGAUAUCAAAAUGAAAAGUCUACUAAAAAGGAUACCUCAAAUGGUGACAAAAGGUUACAUACUGUAGAGAUCUUCAAUCUGAGUAGUGGCAGAAGGUAAGACCUAAGCUAUUUAAGCCCACAAGUAGCGUUCCCCACAAACUGUAUAAAUCCCCCCCAAACUGUGUAAAUCCCCCCCAUUUGAGUCACUGAGGGGGGGAAUUCCCCCCCCCCCCAUUCUGAAAAAUGAAAUUCAGGCCCUGCCUUUCGUGUCCAUCUUCGAUGUUUUGAUUUAUAACCAACGCCCCCGAGUUUCAAAGCUUCUUAUUGGUUGACCGCAAAUUACGUCUUCCAAUAGCAUCGGACCUUACAUAUAAAAUGAUCAAUUUCCGAGUUGCACUGAUAAUGUCGCCAAUUCUCGCUCAUUAGUGAACAAGAUUAUAGCGAGGUUUGUUGAAAAUAAAUUAUCCGACUUUAUGUAUGGCAAAAACUUAUCUAAAAAGUGAGAUAACAUAUUAGAAUAUUCUGUUAGCUUUCUCAGUUAGGGAUAAAAACAUGAUAUAACCAUUCUAAAGACGUAUUUUCUCCAUAUCAACCCUGACAGAACUUUGGAAGAACUCACAGAUGAACCAGGAUAUAUCGACCAAGUGUACCUUGUUUUCAGAGCGUUUUGACGCACAUGGUUCAAAGUUUUGACUGCAAGUUUCACUUGAGAAAUUAAUGGUGAAUAUCAUUAUAUUUGGGUUAUGAGAUUAAUUUAUAAGAAACAACCAUUGAUUUUAACUCCCUGAGCUCCCUUCAUCCUACCCAUAAAGACACCCCCCUCCCCCUAAACACACACACAUGGAUCCCAAUUAUACACACACACACACACAUACCCACACAGGCCAGUCAGCAUACUAUAGAGGGUGACUAAGGGCUAAAAGGUGCAUAGAUAGCAAAGAAUGCAAAGCACAUCACACCAGAUGUUAGAUAUAAUAUAAUGAAAUAUAUGGACUCUGUAAACCAGAUUAAGCAGGUUAAAUUAAACACACAAUUUCAUUACAUAUAUACAAUUGAUGAAAUGAUCAAAAUAAGAGGAUUCAAGAAUAAAUAAGCAUGCUAUGAACAUAAAUCAAGAACAUGGAAAGACAAAGGCAGGAAACAAGCUUGCAAACACUAUUGAAACACCAACAAACUACAAUAACAAUUCAUUUUUCAAUAUUAUGUCAGUGCAAGAAACAUUUAGAAGUAUAACAUAUCUUGCUAAAAAAAUUACUUUGCUAAAAAGAAAAUUGUUCUUUUAGCAUUUCUUGCUAAGCGAAAUUGCAAAUUGCUAAAGAAAAAUUUGAGUCUUUAGCACUUUUUGCUAAAACAAUUUGGGUCCUAGAGUGAGCACAGGGCUGCCUACGGCAGCUGUGGUUCGGGUACCGCGCGCAUUCGGGCCACCACAUUUUCCAUUUGGGCCAGUAACUUUUCAAUUCCACUGGCCCACUGGGCCACCAGUGGUAAAUGCUUAAUGUCUAGGCCUGCAUUUCACUCGCAUUUGCGAGCGAAUUUUUCAGCAUGCGAACGAUGAAAAAAAACAGCGCACAUUCGUGCAAGGGUUUCUUGCGGCCGACAAUUUAGGAAAGCACUGAGCACAGACGCGACAAGUUUAACAUUCUAAAAUGUAUCAAAUGUUAAACUGCAAAGUAUGUAAAUCCAGCGCUGGAUAGCCUACCUAAUAUCAUUUUUUACACUAGGGACAAGAAAAUUACAUCAAUGUGUUCAUCAGAGCCUUGUAGUGCUCAAUGUGAAAGAAUUUUGUGAAUAUCUCAUUCCGUUUUCGUGUAAAUCCCCGUUGUUUGGAGGGAGCACUCUGAGAAAAUCCUUCACUUUCUGUGUGACACUCUGUGUCUCUGCUCUCAGCGCGCGGCUGCUCGCUCACUCUCUCACACACACGCGCACACACACACACACACACAGAGGAGGGAGGGGCUGCUCCUUCUCAGAGAGACACAGGCUUGUAGCCUCAUGGCAGUGUAACGAGUAACGGCCUGUAUUGUUGUGUGUGUGUGUUCAGUGUUGUGUGCGUGUGUGUGUUCUGCCUGCGCCUUGCUCCCUGUCUGUAGUUGCGUGCAUUGCCUCUGUCUUGCACUGCGGUGGUUCCCACGGUAGCCGGGGGGGGGGUGGAAAAAGUUAAAUUUUUUUUGCCAUUCUGCCAUGCUAGUGCAUUUUACCGGGACAUGAGAUUUCAGCAUUUUUAUUCUUCUCGGUCUGUAGCUUGAAUAAGUGUAGGCUACUGAAUAACACUUUCAGUUAAAGUUGAGUCUUGUGCUUUUGUGUUGAUGCUACAAUAGCCUACUAUUACAAUAAAUAUCCCCCGUAACAUUUCCCGUUUUCUACUCCUCUUUCUGUGAUUGCCCCUCUUUCCCACGGUUGUAUGUUGUGGGUGUGGCAUUAGGUGGGAAAAGUGCUUUUUAGGGAUUCAUCAGAUCAUUCAACUGAGAGAUAACUGAGAGCUGGUUCGGACCGAGCUGAGAAAUAUAUUCGCUAUGCAGAGAAUAAUGGCUUUUUUUAAAAGCAAUGAUGGUGGAAACAAGAAUAAAAGCACGGACGAGGAAGAAAGUGUAGUGAAGAAAGCUAGAUCGACAUGAGAAGGUGCAGGAAAAUUAUAUAAUGAAAUGGAAAGCACACACCCCAGUGCAAACAUUUAGAUGGUAACAUACAACACAGCAGAAAAACAAAUAAUAUACAGUAUAUACCAUAGGUGGCCAGCUCGCGAGCCGCAUGCGGCUCUUUGCCUGGUGUCAUGCGGCUCUCACCUUCACGUCCAAGUUGGUGUUCGUUUGUGGUUUUAUGUGCGUUUUCGCUUCACUGCAGUUAAUUACGGUAAUUUUAUUAAAGGUGCUUCGCUUGGUUUCAUUACGGUAUUUUCACAUCAUGACAAAUGUGCGGGUGCGUGAGAUGAUAUGCUAAAUUUCAGAUCGCAAAAUGGCAGGGAAAAAAUGCACUUCAAAAAGAAAAUAUGAAGAUGAAAACAGGACGUUUUUAACAGAGUGGGAGGAUUUAUAUUUUUUGUUGAACGUUAUGGCAAGCCAUUCUGCCUUCUAUGUCAGUCGUCAUUGUCGCAUUUCAAGGCUUCAAAUCUUCAGCGUCACUUCAGCUCACUACAUGCUAAAAUCGACCAGGACUUUCCGAAAGGGAGUGAACUUCGUAAACACAAGUUAAUCACGUUAAAAAGUCAAUCACAAAAGCAGGUACAGCUCUUCAAAAAAUUUACAAAACAAUCAGAGACAGUAACACAUGCAUCGUAUAAACUGGCUUGGAACAUUGCUCGGGCUAAAAAGCCAUACAAUGAAGGGGAGUUCAUUAAAAAAUACAUAACUGACGCUGUUGAAAUCUUGUGUCCUGAAAACGACCAACUAAAACGCAUGGCAUCGGACCUCCAACUGUCCCGCCACACGGUAGAGCACAGAAUAUCAGACAUUAACACAUCUGUUGAAUCUAAGUUGCACUCUGAUCUUCAAGCAUGCGAGUAUUUCAGUGUGGCGUUGGAUGAGAGUUGUGACAUAGAAGACAAGCCUCAGUUGGCAAUAUUUGCACGUUCUGUGUCAAAGGAGUGUGAAAUCAAAGAGGAACUCCUGGAUAUCGUGCCACUGAAAGACCGAACCCGUGGCAUAGAUGUUAAAGAAACGAUGAUGACUGUAUUUGAGAAAGCAAAUCUGCCCCUAAGUAAAUUAACCGCAAUAGCCACUGACGGUGCACCAUCCAUGAUCGGAUCUGUGAACGGGCUCGUGGGGCUGUGCAAAGCCGACGAAACAUUUCCCGAUUUUUGGAAUUUCCACUGCAUCAUCCACAGGGAGCAACUCGUGUCUAAAUCGUUGAAUUUAGACAACAUCAUGAAACCUGUGAUGGAAAUCGUCAACUACAUCCGUACACAUGCUCUCAACCACAGGCAAUUCAAGAAUUUCAUCGCUGAGCUGGACCAAGAGCUUCCAGAUGACCUGCCACUGCACUGCACCGUGAGGUGGCUGUCAAGGGGAAAGGUACUCUCUCGCUGCUUUGAACUUUUGGAUGCCAUGAAGCUCUUCAUGGAAGAAAAGAAUAAGAACUACCCACAGCUCUCGGACCCCAAAUGGAUUAUGGACUUGGCCUUUUUGGUCGACAUGCUGGGCCACUUGGAUAGACUGAAUCUUACCCUGCAGGGUAAAAUGAAAGUGCUGCCUGAUUUGGUGCAAAGUGUGUUUGCGUUUGUCAACAAGCUGAAACUGUUUAAAGCGCAUCUUCAAAAGGGAGAUUUAGCGCAUUUCCCCACUCUGCUAAAAGUUAGUGGGCAAGUCACCAGUGCCACCCUGAACAAGCAAGGAGCCAGAUAUGCAACACUGGUUGAACACCUGCACGAGACCUUUGUGAUCCGGUUCCGUGACCUACAACUGAAACGGCCACAAAUCACGUUCCUCGUCGACCCAUUUAAUGCGGAUACGGACUGUUUGAAAGCCCCGCUAGUCGCAGAUGAGGCUGCUGCUGAGUUAGAGAUGAUUGAUUUCGCCGAGGAGGACCAACUGAAACCUGCUUUAAGGGAAGAGACCAUUGCGUUCUGGAAAAGUGUGUCAAUGGAAAAAUACCCCAAUGUCAAAAGGGCUGCACUGAAAAUUCUAUCAAUGUUUGGCUCAACCUAUGUCUGCGAGUCAGUAUUUUCCACCAUGAAGUACGUGAAAUCAAAGCACCGUUCUGUUCUGACCAACACUCAUCUCAAAGAACUGUUACGAGUGGCAACAACAGACUACGAGCCAGAUUUGAGGAGGAUUGUUGAGGGGAAGGAAUGCCAGAAGUCCCACUAAGCAACAUUAAUAGAUGUUUCUCUUCACCAUGUCUUGGCCACCCUGUCCAUGGAAAGGAGGAUUGUGACAGAGAUGACCGACUUUAAUAUGAAAAUCAUCGAAAAAUUUGCCAAUUUAAAGGACAGAAGGGCUUAAUUCCCCUACAAGUAGCACUUCUGCUGCUGUGUGUGUAUAUGUGUGUACAUUUGAGUAUGUAAAUGUGUGCUGAUGUGAAUUCAGAUACACUACAGGCCAAAAGUUUGAACAUACCUUCUCAUUGAAGUAGCGGGUGACCGUUUGUGAUGCUAGCUGCGUGUGUGAGUAUUGUACUAUCCCUGCUGCUGAGGCUUGGGAUACGCGCUGGGCGCGCAAGCCUGAGUAGUGGGUGAGUUCUUGUGGAUUUAACUGUGUGUGUGAGUUUCAUACCAUCCCUGCUGCUGAGGCUUGGGAUACACGCUGGGCGCGCAAGCCUGAGUAGUGGGUGAGUUCUUGUGGAUUUAACUGUGUGAGUUUCAUACCAUCCCUGCGGCUGAGGCUUGGGAUACGCGCUGGGCGCGCAAGCCUGGGUAGUGGGUGAGUGCUCAUUCAGUUUUGAUGCCUUGAGUGAGAGUAUACUGUAAGUGGAAAUUGUCAUGAGAACACAGAACACAUUGAAUGAGAAGGUGUGUCCAAACUUUUGCCAUGUAGUGUAGUUUUUAACAGAGUGUGAGAAUUUAUAUUUUUUCGUUGAACGUUAUGGCAAGCCAUUCUGCCUUCUAUGUCAGUUGUCAUUGUCGCAUUUCAAGGGUUCAAAUCUUCAGCGUCUCUUCACUCCCUUUUGGAAACUCCUGGUCGAUUUUAGCAUGUAGUGAGCUGAACUUCAUAAGCACAGGGCUUGGGAUAUGCGCUGGGCCUGCAAGCCUGAGUAAUGGGUGAGUUCUUGUGGAUUUAACUGUGUGUGUGAGUUUCAUACCAUCCCUGCUGCUGAGGCUUGGGAUACGCACUGGGCGCGCAAGCCUGAGUAGUGGGCGAGUGCUCAUUCAGUUUUGAUGCCUUGAGUGAGAGUAGAGUAUACUGUAAGUGUAAAUAGUCAUGAGAACACAGAACUCAUUGAAUGAGAAGGUGUGUCCAAACUUUUGGCAUGUAGUGUAUAUACAUUAUGUAUUUGUUCAUUUGUUUUCCAGUUAUCAAUUUGUGUGUGCGUGUGUUCUUCUUUCAAAAAUUUGAGCAUUGUAUUAUAUUUUAUCUAUAUUUGCACUUGCACUGAUCACUGUUCCCAGUGCCUAUGGAGCUUGUACUGUUUGAGGAAAUUAAA